GGGGGGCGGGGCUUCUUCCUCAGCCCCGCCAGCUGUCCAGGAGCAGCGGCUCCCUCCUCAUCCCUGUCUGCCUCACCGGCCGGCGGCUGCAGUGCCCUCAAGUCAGUCCUGACCGCAAUGCGAUGUUGUGGCUGACCGCCAGUGCUACGUGCCGUUCCCUUUCGGAAAUUUAGCUUCGGAAUGUUAGUUCAGCUUUGUCUAUACGUUUACUGCAAGUGUCUGUGGAGGUUUCUCAAGUUUAUCCUCCGAAAAAUAACAGGAAAAUGUGAGCUGCAGAGAAUCUGCUACAGCAGGAAACCUGGAGCUCAAAGGACUUUGAAAAUAGAGGCAUCAUUAAAGUCCUCCAAGAAUGAACUACUCCAAUCUGCUGUGGUAACCCAUGUAGACGAUAUCGAAAGGACUGUUGAUAACAUCAUGCGACUGAAAAAAAUUAAUCCUGAUACCAAUCCACAGUUUGGGAUUUCUCUGCAAGCCUGUCUCCUACAGAUUGUAGGAUAUAGGAGAUUGAUUGCAGAAGUUGAAAAACUCCGCAGAGAUCAGUAUGAUUCAGAAAAUCCACACCAUGAAGAAACUCUGUUGAAGCUGUGGACUUUCCUCCGGCCUGAUGUAACAUUGAGUGGUCGAAUUAGCAAGCAAUGGUGUGAAAUAGGUUUCCAAGGUGAAGACCCAAAGACUGACUUCAGAGGAAUGGGGAUGUUGGGGCUUUAUAACUUAGUCUUUUUUGCAGAACAUGACAAUACAACUGCACGCCAAGUUCUUUUUGAUUCUCACCAACCAAAGUACAGGGAACAAACCAAAGAAGAUGUGAGCAAAAUGAAUGCAAAGGAAUGGGAAAAGAAAAAAAAUGAUCAGGCAAUUGGAUUUUCCUUUGCUAUAGUGGGAAUUAACAUCACUGACCUUUCAUAUACUCUGCUAGUAAGUGGGGCAUUGAAAACACAUUUGUACAAUGUUGCCCCUGAAGCACCAUCACUUUUUCACUUCCACAAAAUCUUCUGCUAUCUGAUGCAACAGUUUCACAAAUUUUGGAUUGAAGAGGAUCCACUCGAUAUAAUGGAAUUUAAUCGUGUUCGAGAAAAAUUUCACAAGCAGAUUAUAAAGCAGCUUCAGAACCCAGAUAUGACCCUAUGCCCCCGUUUCACAGCUUCAGAAAAUCUAAUUAAUCUGUAAAUCUUGGUCUUGCCAUAAGUCAUGUCACUGCUUCAUCUCUGUACUUGAGUGUGAACUGAAUUUAAGAAACUGAAGUCAAAUCACAGUCUUGAUCACAACCAGCAUAUUUGAUGACCAUGGUGACUGUAUGCAUGCUUUAUUUUAAGUAUAAUAGUUCUCCAUCUGGUGCCAUAAAAGGACAUGCUAGGUUACAUGAACACUGGAAGUAUUCUCCAUAAACACUUGCUCAUAUUGUGGCAGUAUGGAGUGUUACAAUCUAAUCAAUGGAAGAGACUUCUCUAUUUUUUUAUUGUUUUCAUACAUGAGCACAGAUAAGCUGUACUUUUGUUGUGCUUUGUAAUGCUGUAGAGGGUACAUAUGUAAUAACCUUUGUUUAGAGCUUUUAUCAUGAUAGUAACAAAUUUACAGAUAUUAAUUACUAUGGAAGAAUGUAUUUUGAUCAAAUGAAUAGUGCAUUUUUCAUAACCAUACGCACAAAUGCCAUUUUAUUGGGAUUAAGCUAUAUAUUUGGUAAUUUUACUAGUCAAUAAAUAUGGGUGACUAAAUGUACUAUACAAUUGUACUUUGUUUGACUGUAGAUUAGGUAGAGCAACAAUAAGCUAUUUCGACAUCCGUAUUUGCCAUGAAACUGCCAAGUAGUUUGUCAGUUCUUGGCAUAAUCUAUAUUCCACAGUUUGGCAAUGAUUAACAUUAGUCUUAUUUAUUAAUAUAUGGAGUAACUGUUAUUGGACGUACAGGUGUGCAGUAGAGUGCGCACGAUGCAUGUUUGCUUAAAUCUUUUCCUGAACUGGAAUAUGGAAAGUUUUGUAAUUCUGUGCCAUAUCUAAUCUAUAGAUCUCUCUGGGUCAGAAUGGAGAUAAGGUAGCCUUCCAACAUUGUUGUUCUGAUUAUAACCUGCAGACACAAACAAAAAUAUGUUGUUUAUUCAUCAAUAGGAGGACAUGGAGUUAAAAUAAUGUGAAAUUCCUAAACAGGGAAUCAGUUACGUGAAUAUUUUUAUUUAUAAAAACAUUGUGUAAAAUUAUACAAUUUGAAAUACAUCCACAUCUCAUUAGUGAAUAUCAUAUUAGAAAUGAUGCUUUUUUUUCUCUUACCCACAAACCAAAUCUUCUUUAAUGAAAUUUUUUACAAUUGAAUUGCUUGUAGCUUUGAUUUGAAGAUGCCUAUAUACACUUCAUUUCGCUGUCUUAUCCUAUUCACCGUCAUACUAAAUGUCAGAUUCUUAAUGGAAUACUAGUGACUAUUAUUCUUUACUUUCUGCCCCCCUCAAUAACACCUCCCACCCCCAUCCCCAGUGUGGGUGGGAUUGAAGUGUAAGUUUUUACUAAAGCAUAUAAAUUGUAUUUAAAUCCAGUUAGGUAUUAAUAAUAGGAUUUUCUUGAUUUGAUUUAAAAAUAAUUUGCUUUUUGGAAUUGUGAUUCGUUUGUUGCCCACAGUAUAUUAGUAAGGACCACUGUGUUAAUACUUUAGGAGAAUGUUAAGAGUAUAAUCAUAAUAAUGGGCUUACUGUGAAUUUUAUUUAAUAACAAUGGUCUGAACAAACUUCAAUCUACAGGCUAUUUUGUUUAGCAAAUGCAAAUCUCCAGAACCAAGCAAUCGCUUCUUAAUUUGCUGAAUUUAAAAUGGCCAACUGACCACUUAGUAUGUAAAGAGAACGCUCUUCAGAAAUAUAUGUCAUUGUUUGUAUCUCUCCACAAGUGCAUAUGGAGUUUGUAAUGAGGCCCCAGUGGUGGAGGUUGGGUGCCACUCGUGAAACAUCAAAAAUGAAUCUCUAAACUUUAAACUUGCUGCUGUAUUAAAUGACCGACCCUAACAGGUAAUAUUAUUCACUUUUAGUCUAGUUCCAGAAUGAUGUCAUUCAUGUUGAGGUCACUUUAGAAAUGAGACUAUUCUAGAAUGCUUAAGUAAUGACUGGGGAGAUAUUAUGAAUGAAACUUCUCUUACAUAAAGAAUGCAUCUAAUUGUGCUUUAAACAUUGCAGUGCUUGUCCUAGUUAGUUCAUUCUUCUUGUAACAUAUAUGAAUUCACCUUUAUAACAAAACACCUGAAAUUGGAAAGCGUGUGGAUGUGAAAUCAAUAAAGUAUUAUUUCUGCUUCAUAUUCAAAUCUGGAAGCAAGCACAUCUUAAGUUUCCUUGUUCUUGCAUUUGGCAUUUAAGUUUAUUAUUUGCAGAUGUAUCUAAUAGUACUUUUGUAAACAGAUGAAAAAGUAUUAAAUGAAAGCAUCCGCAGAGUAAUGUUAGGAAUAUUGCAAGAAGGUAAGGGAGGUUCAAGAAUGUAAACUCCAGGUUUUUUUUUGCCCACUUCCUGGCAAAGAGUAUGCUAGGGUCCUUGGUUUACAUGGUAACUGAUUAUAAAUCAGGCUGAGUGUAAACAGGUGACCAAUAUGAACGCAUGCAUUUUCCACCAGGUCAGUAAAAUCAAUAUCAUCCCAGAUGCCAGGUGUAAGAGAGCACAAUUUAGAUUUAUUUGAAUUAAGGGGGUAUGAGUAUGGUAAAGCCAAUGGUAAUUACUUGAAGUUGUACUUCUGUUUCCACUGUCCUAAUAACAUUACUUUAGCAAUCCUUCCUAUUGUUAAUUAUAGUAGAAGAAUGGAGUUUUUAAAAGCUCAGAAUCUGAUUUCUAGUAAAUGUAAAAAACGGAGUUAAUUGUACUUGAAAAGAUCUUAGAAUUCUGUCACAUUCUAAAAUCAGGCCUUGUCUUUCAUUUCAGAAAACCCAUUUUCUUUAAUUAUAUUUUAUUACUCAGUUAAAAUAAAGUUUAAAUUAAUGAAUUAAGGUAUUACCAAAAAAAAUUGACAAUGUUUUCACAAUGUCAGUUCAUGUUUGUAUAACGAAUUACAUUGUAGUUUGAUAUAAUGUGGAAUACAUGGUGUGAUCUUAGAAUCAUUAAUACCAGAGUUCAAAUUUUUUUCAUCAGUUGUCAGUUCUCUUGGGCAGUUCAAGUUCCACUCAAAAUUUAAUAGAAAAUAUAGCUGGUUACAUUGGACCAACAUCACAAUAUGCAUCCAUUCAGUGUAUAUAAGGUAUAUUAUUCGUUAACACAUUGUUUUGUGAAUUAUGCAAUUAUACUUGGCAUCCAGUGCUCCUUCCAAUACCUUUCAUCAACCAUAGUAUAUUGAAAGAAUAUCUGCUUCCAUUGUUAAGCUGAUAUGUUCCAGGCUCAUACAGUGGACCUUGGUCUCCAGUUGUCCAUCAGUAGUGGAGUGUGUCUAUGUGGCACCCAUUGGAUUCAGUAGAAAAAAGCUGGCUGUGAUAUGCACCUAAUUAAAAUCGUCCUUAAAAUUUGAAGAGUACAGAUUAAGUUAUCUCACUCAGAGUUUGUGUACGAAUUUGGACUUCGCAAUGUUGCACAAUAACUUUUACUGGAUCUUAAGUAGUUGUGAAAUGUACAGAUCUCAGUUUCUUUAAUUUUGAAAAUGCAGAUUUAUUGUUUUAAGUCACUAUUUAAUCUCACAUUUACCUACCACAAUAGAAAUUUCUCCACUUAUCGCCCCAGCAGCAGAGAAUCUGCAUUUUAAGUUCAUAUUAUUUGUUUUAAUGUUGAGGAGCCCACUCAGUGGGCAAGCUUUCUUUGACUUGGUUUUGUUCAAUGACAAGAGGUUAAUUAAUUAUCUUGUUCUGAGAGGGCCUUUAUGAAAAGGUGACUGUGACACAUUAGAAUUGUUUAUUGGGAUAGAAAAUGAAGUAGCCCUCAAGCUCAAAACUAUGCUGUUAUAUCUAAAUAAAGCACACUACAAAUUUAAGUGGAAAAUCUUGGUUGCAAUAGACUCAAUAACUUAAUUAAAAGUAACUUUGUUAACUCCAUUACAAUGGAUACAAAAUGGUUAAUAUUUAAGGAACUAAUUAAUGCAUUGCAGCAGUUAUGCAAUUCUUUCAGAUGAAACAACACAACAGGAAAGGUGGCCCAAGCAUGGUUAACAAAAAUAUUAAGGAGCAUAUUAGAUCCAAAGAGGAAUUAUACAAAGUUGCAAGAAAAUGUUGAAAGCCUGAGGACUGCUAACAUUUUAGAAUCUAAUAAAGGAGGACCAAGUAAUUCAUUAAGAGGAAAAAGUGAGCAUGAAAAGAAUAUUUCAAGAAAAAAUAAGAACUUUGUUAAAUAUGUAAAAAGUAAAAGAUUAAUGAAGACAAAUAUGAUACCUUACAGUUUGAAACUGUAGUAUUGAUAAUGGAAAUCAAGAAAAUGAGAGACAAAUUACACUUUUUAUUCCGUCUUCACAGAAACCACACUUAGCUUCCCAGAGGUGUCAGGGAAACAAGUGAAAUUUGGGAAGGAGGAACUGAAGUAAAUUAUUAUUUGUCCUUUUCUUAGAAAGAAAGUACUGAUAAAAUUAUUCAGAAUGGAAGCUGAUAACUUGCCAGGACCUAUAAUCUACAUCUUAGAGUACCACAAGAGGUUGACUGUUUCACUGCCUAUAUGAUCAAUGCUGUUUUGCAAAAUGCUGCAGUUUCUGGAACUGUCCCAGCAGAUUGGAAGAUGGCAAAUAUAGUCGUACAGUUUUGAAAACUGAUGGAGAGGGAAAACUGGGAAUUACAGACUAGUUAACUAAACAUCAAUAACAUGAAAAAUGCUAGAGUCUAUUGUCAAAGACGUAAUAACAGAACAUUGAAAUAAUACUAAAUGUAUUACAAAAAGUCAGCAUGAAUUUAUGAAAGGAAAAUAAUGUUUGGCAAACCAUGUGGAGUGUUUUGGAGCAGUAACUAGCAGAAUAGAUGAAGGAAACCUGGAUAUAUGGUAUAUUUAGAGCAGCAAGCAAUUGGAAGGUAACUGGUGUGUUGGUCUUUAUUGCUAGAGGGUUUGUGUACAGGUGCAAGGAAGAUUCACUGCAGUUGUACAGGGCCAUGGUGAGACCAUACCUGGAAUAUUGUUUGCAGUGUGGUUUCCUUACCUAAGAGAAUAUAUAUUUGCCAUGGGGGAGUGCAGUGAACAUUCACCAGACUGACUGAUUGAAAGGCAAAUCAGGGCAGAACUUAUGCACUUAAUGGUAAGAUCCUGGGGAAUGAGAAAGAGACCUUGGAGUACAGGUUCGUAAUUCCUUGAAAGUGGAAUCGCAGAUAGACAGGUUCAUGAGCAAGGCAUUUGGUAUGCUUGCCUUUACUGGUCAGGGCAUUGAGUUGGGGGAUCGUGUUGUGGCUGUACAGAACACUGCAACUUUUGGAAUACUGCACACAGGUCUGGUCUCCCUGCUAUAGGAAAAAUGUUGCAAAACUUGAAAGGGUUCAGAAAAGAUUUACAAGUAUGUUACCAGGGUUAGAGGGUUUGAGCUACGUGGAGGGGCUAAAUAGGCUGGGGAUAUUUUCCCUGGAGCGUCAGAGGCUGAGGGGUGAACUUAUAGAAGUUUAUAAAAUCAUGAGGGGCAUGGACAGAGUAAAUAGACAAUUUCUUUUCUGUGGGCUGGAGGAGUCCAAAACUAGAGGGCAUAGGUUUAAAUUGAGAGGGGGAAGAUUUAAAAGGGAUUUAAGGGGCAGUGUUUUCCUACAGAGGGUGGUGCAUGUAUGGAAUGAGCUGCGAGAGGAAGUGAGAGGCUGGUGCAAUUACAAUAUUUAAAAGGAAUCUGGAUAGGUACAUGAACAGGAAGGGUUUAGAGGGAUCUUGGCCAGAAGCUGGCAAAUGGGUCUAGAUUUAUUUAGGAUAUCUGGUCAGCAUGGAUGAGUUGACUGUAGGGUCUGUUUCCAUGCUGUGUACCCCUAUGAUUCUUGAGUGGCACUUUGUCAUAUAAAGAGACAUUAAAGCAGCUGGGCCGGUAGUUUAUUAGACUGAAAAGGGGUUUCAUUGAAACGGUUAUAAUCCUGACAGGGGUUGACAGACUUGGACGUAGAGGACCCUGGCCGAGGAGCGUGAAGUCACUGAAUAUAUUUAAGGAAGAAUUAGAUUUCUGGAAGCCAAAGGUGCCAAGGGUAUGGGGAAGAGUGUGGGUUAAUGAUGUUGAGAUGGUGGAGUGGGUUUGAUGUGCUGAAUGUCAUGUGUCUGCCCCGAUUUUCUGAUUCUGUAUUUUUUUAGAGGAUGCUAAAUUGCAGAAUUUAAAAUAUGAAUAGCACUUACACCGGUUUUAUUCCUCUUCAAUUUACUCUUUUUAAGGCCUACAGUAUAAAGUUUCCUGUUAGUAUGUUACUGCAACUGGAUAAAUAAAGAGAAUAGCUUCAUUCUCUCUAUCACAGCUAAUGUGUGGUUCAGAUGAUAACAUUCUGACAUUUGAAUGCAUAUGUUUGGUAAAAUUUCUACAAUAGUCCUGGCUUCUACACCAAUAUAGCAAAAGACAUGUUUCUUUGUUAGGGAUUGUGAUGUUUAGUUGUUCCAUUACACUCUGUUGCCAUGAUUCACUUGGACUGGUUGGGUGGUUGGUACAUGAUUAAGAUUCUGUGAUGAAAUGUUAAAGAAAAGUUGGAAUUCGUAGCAACAUUCCUUACUCAUCCAAUGCCACAAAGUAGAUUAACAAUUUAGCCAUAUCGCAGUAUGCGGAAUCUUGUGUUCAAGGUGUGCCAUGUUUGUCUACAUAAUAAUCACCAAGAUUCUUUUGCAAAACUUGAAUGGUACUAUCUAAACACAAAUUACUUUUUUUUUCAUUACAUUUCCCUUCCCUUUCACAGUAAUAAAAACUCUAUUGUGAGGGGCAAUGUAUAACUGAAAGCUCAAACUUUGGUUGAAUUACAGUGGAAUUUAAUGUUGCAGUCCGCAACCUUUUACAAAUAUUAAACCGCAUUAACAGUUGCUUCAAUAACAUUAAGUCAAUGUAAAUAUUUUAGUCCAUGCAUAUCUAUUUGAAGAAUGUUACCGACAUUCAAGUGUGUAGGUUUUGGGGUAGGUGAAGUGCAGCAAAAUCAUUGAAGGUUUGGGUAUUCUCAACAAAUACUAAUGGUAAAGGAAGCAUGUUAAUAUGUAAAAAGGUGUAAAUGCUACAGUACACUUUAAAAUUUUGGAAAAAUAGUUGGAAAUUGACUUUUGUCAUGGCAUUCAAACUAAUUGUACAACAGUCUUUGAGAAAUGUGUACUGCAUAGCAACUCUGUGGUUAGUUACAGUUUUAAUACAGCACAUUGAAUGGAUAUUAUUGUAUGUUUUGACAUUUUCAUUUUCCUGGCAUAAUUCUAAAUAAAUACUACUGUGCUUGCUAAGUCUUCA
This is a messenger RNA of Stegostoma tigrinum, 8283 nucleotides long. RefSeq names its product ELMO/CED-12 domain containing 1 (gene elmod1). Bases 181 to 1167 code for a protein of 328 amino acids. The record is from RefSeq and is a predicted model, not a curated record. The transcript has 12 exons. NCBI's taxonomy places the organism in Eukaryota, Metazoa, Chordata, Chondrichthyes, Orectolobiformes, Stegostomatidae. Gene Ontology annotation, molecular function: GTPase activator activity.